Messenger RNA from Helianthus annuus (common sunflower), 625 nucleotides. RefSeq lists its product as uncharacterized. The transcript is spliced from 4 exons. Lineage: Eukaryota; Viridiplantae; Streptophyta; Magnoliopsida; Asterales; Asteraceae. The coding region runs from base 17 to 403 and encodes 128 amino acids. The record is from RefSeq and is a predicted model, not a curated record.
UAGGAUCAAGUUAAGUAUGGCUUCUCAUGUGGUUUCACUUACCUCUUUCUUCCUACUUAUAUUUUGCAUGCAUUUCUCAAAUGCACGUCUUCUUCUUCAGGUUUCAGAAAAAAAGAGUCAAGUUGGAUCUCUUGUGACCCCAUCUCCUAAAGGCGAAUAUGGUAAAUUAAAUGGACAAGAUAUAAGGAAGAUUGAUCGGGAUUUUAAAGAAGGAAGUGAAAUUGUUGAAUCUUCUUCCUCUCAUCAUGUGGCUUUGCUAAAGGGAAAACAUUUUAAGGAUACAAAACUGUCUUCUUUACCUCAAUAUUUUGAAAAAGAAGAGGUCGUCGAUCCAAGGAAUGAUGAUGUUGUGGUGAUGGACUAUCAUUUACCUCAAAGGAAGACGCCGAUUCAUAACAAAUGAGUCAAUUGUUUUGUUUUGUAUACAUGUUCAUGUAUACAACACAUAUAUAGGCAUUUAAUACAUUUUUAAGUAGACGGCUGCAAGUGAUAUAAUGCAAUUAUAUGUUUUGUUUGAUAGGUAUAGUGAAAGUUAGAAUGAGAUUCAAGUAUACGGUUAUGUAACCACCUUAUGUAUCAUCAAAUCAACCUUAAUAUAAAUCUUAACAACUUUAAUUUGGAACAA